Molecule: messenger RNA, 5630 nt
Organism: Cyprinodon tularosa
Lineage: Eukaryota; Metazoa; Chordata; Actinopteri; Cyprinodontiformes; Cyprinodontidae
Gene: shisa7b
Product: shisa family member 7
Exons: 9
Coding region: 2659-4695 (678 amino acids)
Biological process (GO): regulation of AMPA receptor activity; regulation of short-term neuronal synaptic plasticity
Cellular component (GO): postsynaptic density; dendritic spine membrane; postsynaptic membrane
Source: RefSeq, a predicted model, not a curated record
UCUGAACUAACGUGAAGGAUUACUGCGCCGAGCCGCUUUUUUUUUUUUAUGCGCUCCACCACUACGCUUUGUUUCUGUUUAUUAUCCUGGAGGAGACGCGUCACUGCGGCUUAUCAAUUCCCCCUUCUCCAGAACUGGGAAUUACAAUGAAACAUGUAAGGUGACACAUUUGGUGUGGGAUCACUGGGAACUGGGAGAAGAAAACCAAGCAUGAAAACUGCUGAAGCUGCGGCCUACCCAGAGUGAACCGUCUGAUCAGAACCAUCUCAUCGCAUCUAUUGGGGGAAAUUUUCCCAACUUCCCUUCUUUCAAAUCUCCCACUCCUGUUUCACAUUUCCUUUUACUAAUUGCUCAUUUUUUUUCUUUUAUUUUAAUGGCCUGGAUGAAGAUUUCUGUUUUUUUUUCUUUAUCUUCCUCUCUUUCUUUGCCAAAAAGACCAAAAGCAGAUGCCAAACUGACUGUGUUGAAAGAGAAAGCAAAAAAAAACAUCUAAUGGAAAAACUUUUCUCUACAUAAUCAAGUAUUUAGUCAAACCAGCCUCAGCUCCUGAUUUAUUUACCAACAUAAACCUUUAAGUCAUCCUCCCUUUACAACCUCUGACAUCAUAUUUAUUUGCUUCUGACUGCGCAGUGUUCGCUUCUCUUAGUGCUAAAACUGCGUGAUUUCUCCUGCCAAGACCAUAAUCAGUGCAUUAUUGGUUCAAAGUGCUUUAUAAACCCAGUGACAGAGGAAGCGUGUGUUGAGCAGCGAUAAUUCUCUGACUCCGUCUGAAGAUUUUAUUUUUAAUCAGAACUGCGUUUUGACAGACGUUUAACACGAGCCACGUUUGACCAGAUAAAUCCACGACCGCCAUCAUCAUCGCCGCUGCUGCUAUCUGAGAAGCUUAGACGUACACUGUCCUCUCAGUCUGCGCUGUGAAACACUUUGCCUAUCUCCUUCUUCCAGUUGCUUACAUCAGAGAGGCCUCUCAGCCAUUGUCGUCUUGUUUCUUCCAUAUGUUGAGCUCGAUUAGCGACGUUUAAGCCCCCUUUAUCAAGUCCCAGUGAGCUCUUGACUACUCUCCUGUUUACUUUAGGAAAAUAAUGCAAUUUAAAACCUUUCACUCUACUCGUCUUUCUAGAUAAAAGAAAAACAAUUUUUUAAGCAAAAAAAAAAAAAGAGCCAAACCUGAAGCCAUACUGAAGAACACCAGCCAUACAGAUAACUUUAACAUUUGCAAAACUCCUCACAGCAUUUUAGCUUUUCGUUUUAUAACAAAGUGAUCUUCGUCAUCUUGGUGCACGCAGACACACGUUCAGGAAAUCCAUGAGGAAACUGUUGGUUCCUCCGUUGGGAUGAAAGAGGAGCCUCUGUGAUUCGUGUUUUUUUCUAAGGCAUUUUUUCUAGUCUGCGGCUUUGAAUCGUGGCAGCCACGGUGACCACGUCUAGUUCCCCUUCUACGUGGCGUGUUCCUAUGCAUUGACGGAUGAAUCCAGACAGUUUCAUGUCUGUUCUGUGGGCAGAACCUCGCUGCCCUGCUAGAACCGGGCCCAAGCCCUCCUUUGUUCUCUUCUGUUGGGCCAAGCUAAACUCAGAGCAGAGACACUCGCGCAAAGGAACUGAACGCACAUAGAUCUGCGGUUUUUUUUUUUCUGUUUCUUCGGUCCCUCUAAGUGGUCACCUGCUUCCAUUCUGAACGAUUAGACAUGUCAGUUUAACGGACUGAUCUGCUUCUUCCAGAACGUCUUUCCUGAAAGUCUUGAAGCUGCUUAAUGCUGUUCCUUUACCUUAUUUUCAUUUAGCACCAUCAGAGCUCACUGCUUUUUAAAUCCCGUGUUUAGACCAAACCUCUAAGCAUACACACCUUUACUGAACCUCAUUCUCCAAGUUCUUUAGUAGAGCUUACUAUGGAGAUUGAAAGAGUGAUGUAGAAAACCCACAAACUGAAGAAGCUUGUGCCAAAUUCGAUCUCUGAAGCUGCCACCACUGUUGUUUACAGACUCACAGCCUGAAGCUACAUUGUUUUCUUUCCGUGUCUGAUUAGUAUAUUUUCGUUGGAUAACAGAAGUGCCAAACUCUCGGAAGAACAGAUCCAGCAUCAUUUGGUUGGAGCGAUUUGAAGUUUACAUACGACGCUAAAUGUUUACAGUCCACUGUUUCCAUAGCAGCUUCUUACGUGCCAAACAGAGCUUCUAGAAGCGGCGUCCUCGUCGGUCAUUCUGUUCAGAGUUUACAGUUUUCCUCAAACUCUUUUUUGUUUACAGUAAACGUGUAAAUACUGCCACUCUGAAACAGUCUGAGUUUUGGCCAAGAGGAAGAAAAUGCCACUCUGAGAGCUGAGGGACUCGAACUGAUUAUCCAGACCCCAGUGCCAAUGACAAAGUGGCAUUGUGUUGUUAACGUUGACUGGUUACAGGGCCUACACCCCUGAUGAACCUCAAUGUUUACACAAGCUGCUAUUGGAUCGGUUUGUUUGCAUAGAAAUGUUUACAUUCUGAUGAACGAGUAAAAUGCCAAACACAUUCAUGGAUCAGCUGCUGAACGGCACCCCGACGCUGUGCAUCUGAACUGAAAAAUUGUUCAUCUUAAAGGUUUUAACACUUUAGAGGGCUGCCAUCUUGGAGUUGGACUCUGAUUUUUUUUUUCUGAAUCCCGACUGAAGAACCUAAACCCAGAACAAUGAAACCCACGCUGUCAAAAAGGAGGAUUUCCUCCUGUGUCAUCCUGCUGCUUCUACUCUGCCUCCCCGUUUUCCCCCUAACAAUUACCGUGAAGCGACGAGGUGGCGACGGCGACCAAAGUACGCUCGAUAGCACCAAAGGGUCCGCUGGUAAAACGAGCAGCACCUUGUUCCUUUUGACGGGCUACAAGGCCGCACCCUCUGGAGGAUCCGAAGGGGCACUGAAAGCAGCCGAGAUGGAGGACGAUGAUGAUCCGCCUGCGGUGGCUGAACUCCCUCCGAAGCCCCUCCCACAGAGGAUGUACCCACGGGACGUGACGGAGAACCCACUGAGGCCUCCGCUCAGUGGGGCCCAGGUGGCACCCCCACUGGUGGAGGGGGAAGUUUGCAGGGGCUACUUCGACGUCAUGGGGCACUUUGACAAUACAUUCAACUGCUCCAAGGAUACGUACGUCUACUGCUGCGGUACCUGCCAUUACCGGUUCUGCUGCGAGCACCGGAGGAACCGACUGGACCAGGAAACCUGCACCAACUACAAUUCCCCACAGUGGGCCGACCCGCAGGUCCCCGUCACUGUUUCCUCUGGCAACAAGCACGACCCCGACUUUGAGACUCUGCAGCAGCAGAGCAGCAGCACUGGUUAUGUGAUCGGAGGGGUCAUCUCCUUCACGCUGGUGGUGGCUGUGGGUGUCAGGGUCGCCUUCAGCAAGGUGGCGCGUCGACCACGCAACAGAGAGGUCAACAUGCCCAGAUCCCUGGUGGACAUUUUACGUCACCAAUCGAGCCCCGGGCAACAGGGAGAGAGGAACAACGCCGCCAUGCUGACCACCACCACGUCUGACGGGCGCACAUCCAAAAACCUCUACACCCCGGUCCUGCAAAUGAAAGACAACCGCACGGGGAACUUCCACCACCCUUUUAACCAGCAGGGGUCUGCUUCCAGCCCCAAACACUCUGCUACCAUCGAGCGUGGACCCCGUAUGAACAACACCUCCCAGCUGCCGUCUGGAGCUACCCUGAUUUCAGGAAGCGGUAAAGGCACAGGAGGGGUUGGCGUCGGUGGCAUCCUAAGCGGGAGCAUGAGGCACAACAGCAGCCACCCGUCUUUCUCCCACUCCUUCCACAACCUGGCCCAGCUGCCGCCGUCCUACGAAGCGGCCAUGAAACCUGAGCUCAGCCGCUACAGCUCCCUGAAAAAACUGGAGAAAGAGCUUGACGAAUACUCGGGUUAUUACACCUCCAAACGACGUUCCAACAACGCCCCGCCCUCCUUCCACUCCUCACAGCACCACCUGCCCUGGGGGGGUGACUAUACACUGGGAUCCAAGGGCACUCUGCCGCUCCACGGCUCCCGCCCACAUCUCCACAUCCCGGCUUCCACACCAAACCCCUACCCACUCCCCUCCCAGACGCCGUACACCAGCUCCACCUUCGAUAGGCCGCCUCGCCGCGUUCGCUCCCAGGACCAGCUGCUGGCCCUCGGGGAGGGUAACACCCUGUCCCGCUUGUCCAAGAACCAGCAGCACCAGUACUACAAAGCCAUGAUGAGUACCAGCAGGAGCUCCACAUCACAGACACUCCGCAGGUCUCAUGAGCGUCUCCUGGUUUCACCCGACCGCCUGGAAGAUCGUUUGAUGACGAUGGGUCUGCCGAUGGGAACGAUGGAGAGAGGGGCGGUAAGCGGGAUGGUUCCCACUAUGGGCCGACUGAGCCACCACCAGAAGGCCCAGUCGCAGCAGAACAUAUGCGCCACGCCGUCCAUGGACCGACACCACAUGAUCAAGAUGAACUCCCACCCGACAUCAGGCCAUGAUCACGAGCGCAGCUCCGCAGCUCUGCCCGUCAUGGGGAUGCACGCCUGGGACUCCCACGGGGGCCACGGUGGAGGAGGAGCAGGGACGGGCGGAGGCCACCCCAGUGCCCGACGCAUGGCCUUCGCCACCAAAAGGCAGAACACCAUCGAACAGCUGCACUUCAUCCCUGGAGGAGGAGGGCAGACGUUGCGGACUGGCAGUAAGAACGAGGUGACGGUGUGAGAGCGGGAGGAAGAGAGACGCACAGUCAAACAAUGAGGAGAAGGAACGUAAAGAAGAGAAACGAGUUUUACCCCAGCUGGCUGCUCCCCCUUUAAAGAAAAACAACAAAAAAUGUGGUUGAAUACAACAUUUAUGUCUUGUUAGUAAACCCAAUCGAUGCUAUUCUUGUCACUUUAUGUUUUGAAAAAGAGAAUAUUCAGCCAUUCUUUGCAAAAGGAAGAAAAAAAUUCCUCAUAAAAAGAGCAAAAAAGAAUGCAGCUCAGAGGCUGCUGGGUAUUCGCUGUGACUUUUAUUGAAGGAUAUCCGCUGAGUUGUUGAAUCAUCCUUGAGUUUUAUUGCACUGUCCUCUGAGUCCUCGAGUGCUCUGACAGAAAUUCAUCUGUCGUUGAAUCCACUGUGGAUGGUGAAGAGCACCGAGCCUGGAGAGAGACAGGUUUGCUUGUUGUUGUAUUUAUAAUGAUAUUUAGAACCAAACAAGUUACUUUUGUAUGAAAAUAACUUGAUAUUGAUUAUAACAUGACUGAGCCCUGUAGGAUUUCGUGUAUACUUAGUUGAAAACAUAUUUAUCCUCAAACCCAGCCGGUUUGUAACUUAAUGGCUGAAUUAGACGAUCAUCGCUUUCUGUAGAUGUGAUUGGACUAUUUAUGUCAAACUGCUGAUUCACUCCAGCCAAGUGCAGUUAACUGUCAUCUGUUGGCUUUACGGCUUCAAUAAUUAAAGAUUUAAAAUGAAAGAUUUAGGAGGAAAACAACACCAAUGCCACCUCAUACUGCUGCCAUAAAGGCCCAGUCACACCAGCACUCCACAAGAAAACCAAGUCAGAGGUCCAAUUAAAUAACCCACCGCCAUUUUGUUAGAUUUCUUCCAAUUCUGGCAUGAAGGAGGGCAUUUUUACCCAUUUACUCAAAGCCUUAAACACAAAAAAAAAACAAUUG